Symphalangus syndactylus (siamang) is the source of this 9495-nucleotide messenger RNA. RefSeq names its product schlafen family member 11 (gene SLFN11). The record is from RefSeq and is a predicted model, not a curated record. Gene Ontology annotation, molecular function: tRNA binding. NCBI's taxonomy places the organism in Eukaryota, Metazoa, Chordata, Mammalia, Primates, Hylobatidae. Gene Ontology annotation, biological process: defense response to virus.
GGUUUUUGCGGGGCGCAGAGCAGGAACCGAAGCCUGGAAGGCCACUGAGUGCACCUUGGUGGCUCCCAGGGCUGCAGGUCUCAGGUUUCAGAGUUAUUGAUAUUGUAAACUUGAGAAACUAGUUCUACAGGUGUCUAUGUGACCGACCAACCACUCUAAACUAUUUUCCUUAAUAUAGAAACUAAAAAGCAGAAUUAGAAUUGCCAUUGCCCUGCGGGGAGAUUUAUAAUCUAGAGAGGGGAGAAAUGAGAAAAAUGUCUCCCUCUGGACAAGAUCUGUAGAAUACACGUGCUACCCCGGAAGGACAAAGAGCUCUAAGUUUUAGUUUUCCAAGAGGGCACGUCUGUCGCAGCCCACUUCCCUUUCUUUUCUUUUUUUUUAAAUUAAUUUUUAAUUUCUGUGGGUACAUAGUAGAUGUAUAUGUUUAUGGGUUACAUGAGAUAUUUUAAGACAGGCAUGUAAUGUUUAAUAAUCACAUCAGGGUAAAUGGGGGUAUCCAUCACCUCAAGCAUUUAUCCUUUGUGUUGCCAACACUCCAGUUAUGCUCUUUAGUUUUUUAUCUUAUUUUAUUUUAUUUUUGUAGUUACAUAGUGGAUGUAUAUAUUUAUGGGGUAUAGGAGAUGUUUUGAUACAGACCUGCAAUGUGAAAUAAGCACACCAUGGAGAAUGGGGUAUCCAUCACCUCAAGCAUUUAUCCUUUGAGUUGCAAAUAAUCCAGUUACACUCUUUAAGUUAUUUAAAAACGUACAAUUAAGUUAUCAUUGACUGUAAUAACUGUUGUGCUAUCAAAUAGUAGGUCUUAUUCAUUCUUUCUAAUUCUUUUGUACCCAUUAACUCUCCUCACCUCACCCCUUCCCUCCUACCACCCUUCCUCAGGUAGUCAUCCUUCUGCUCUUAGAAUACAAUUGUUUUGAUUUUUAGAUGCCACAAAUAAGUGAGAACAUGUGAUGUUUGUCUUUCUGUGCCUGGCUUAUUUCAUUUAACAUAAUGAUUUCAAGUUCCGUUCGUAUUGUUGCAAGUGAUUGGAUCUCAUUCUUUUCUAUGGCUGAAUAGUACUCCACUGUGUAUAUGCACAUCAUUUUCUUUAUCCAUUCAUCUGUUGAUGGACGCUCCAAAUCUUAGCUAUUGUAAACAGUGCUGCAAGAAACGUAGGAGUGCAGAUGUCUCUUGGAUAUACUGAUUUCCUUUCUUUUGGGUGAAUACUUAGGAGUAGAAUUGCUGAAUUGUGUGGUAGCUUUAUUUUUAGUUUUCUGAGGAACUUCCAAACUGUUCUCCAUAAUAGUUGUACUAAUUUACAUUCUCACCAACACUGUUUGAGGGUUCCCUUUUCUUCACAUCCUUGCCAGCAUUUGUUAUUGCCUGUCUUUUGGAUAAAAGCCAUUUUAACUUGGAUGAGAUGGUAUCUCGUUGUAGUUUGGAUUUGCAUUUUUCUGAUGAUCAGUGAUGUUGAGCACCUUUUCACAUGACUGUUUGCCAUUUGUCUUCUUUUGAGAAAUGUCUAUUCAAAUCUUUUGUCCAUUUUUCAAUAAGAUUAGUAGAUUUUUUUUCCUAUAGAGUUGGAGCUCCUGAUAUAUUCUGGUUAUUACUCCCUUGUUGGAUGGGUAGUUUGCAAAUAUUUCCUCCCGUUUUGUGGGUUGUCUUUUCACUUUGUUGAUUGUGUUCUUUGCUGUGCAGAAGCUUUUUAACUUGAUGUGAUCCCAUUUGUCCAUUUUUGCUUUGGUUGCCUGUGCUUGUGGGGUAUUGCUCAAUGAAUUUUUGCCCAGAUCAAUGUCCUGGAGAUCUUCUCCAAUGUUUACUUGUAGUAUUUUCACAGUGUGAGGUCUUAGAUUUAAGUCUUUAAUCCAUUUUGAUUUGAUUUUUGUAUGUGACAAGAGUUAGGAGUCUAGUUUCAUUGUUCUGCAGAUAGAUAUCCAGUUUUCCCAGUGCCAUUUAUUGAAGAGAAUGUCUUUUCCCUAGUGUAUGUUCUUGAGAUCUUUGUGAAAAAUGAGUUCACUAUAGGUGUGUGUAUUUGUGUCUGGGUUCUCUAUUCUGUUCCAUUGGUCUAUGUGUCUGUUUUUAUGUCAGUAUCAUGCUAUUUUGGUUCCUAUAGCUCUGUAGUAUAAUUUGAGGUCAGGUAAUGUGAUUCCUCCAGUUUUGUUCUUUUUGCCUAGGAUAACUUUGGCUAUUAUAGGUCUUUUGUGGUUCUAUAUAAAUUUUAGGAUUGUUUUCUCUAUUUCUGUGAAGAAUGUCAUUGAUAUUUUAAUAGAGAUGGCAGUGAAUCUGUAGAUUGCUUUGGGAAGUAUGGAUAUUUUAACAAUAUUGAUUCUUCCAAUCCAUGAACAUGGGCUACCUUUCCAUAUUUUGGCUUUUCAAUUUCUUUCAUCACGAUUUUAUAGUUUUUAUUGUAGAGAUCUUUCAUUUAUUUGGUUAAUUCCUAGGUAUUUAAUUUUAUUUGUGGCUAUCGUAAGUAGGAUUACUUUAUAUCUUUUUCAGAUUGUUCACUAUUGGUAUAUAGAGAUGCUAUUGAUUUUUGUAUGUUGAUUUUGUAUCCUGCAACUUUACUGAAUUUGUUUAUCAGUUCUAAUAGUUAUCUGGUGUAGUCUUUAGGUUUUUUCCAAAUAUAAGAUCAUAUCAUCUGCAAACAAGGAUAAUUUGGCUUCUUCCUUUCCAAUUUAGAUGACCUUUAUUUCUUUCUCUUGUCUAAUUGCUCUAGCUAGGAUUUCUAUGUUGAAUAACAAUGGUGAAAGUGAAGAUCCUUAUAGUGUUCCAGAUCUUAGAGGAAAGGCUUUCAGUGUUUCCCCACUCAGUAUGCUACUAGCUGUAAGUCUGUCAUACAUGGAUUUUAUUAUGUUGUGGUAUGUUCCUUCUAUACCCAGUUUUUUGAGGAGUUUUCCAUGAAGGGAUAAUGAGUUUUAUUAAGUGCUUUCUCAGCAUCAGUUGAAAUGAUCCUGUGGCAUUUGUCCUUCAUUCUGUUGAUAUGAUGUAUCACACUGACUGAUUUGCAUAUGUUGAACCAUCCUUGCAUCCCUGAAAUAAAUAGCACUUAGUCAUGAUAAAUGAUCUUUUUAAUGUAUUGUUGAAUUAAGUUUGCUAGUAUCUUGCUGAGAUACUGGUCUGUAGUUUUUUUUUCUUUGAUGUGUCUUUGCUUUUGGUAUCAGUAAUACUGGCCUCAUAGAAUGAGUUUGGAAGUAUUCCCUCCUUCUCUAUUUUUUGAAUAGUUUGAGUAAGAUUGGUAUUAGUUCUUUAACUGUUUAGUAGAAUUCAGUGGUGAAGCCAUCGGGUCCCAGGCUUUUCUUUGCUGGAGACUUUUUAUUAUGGCUUUGUUCUCAUUACUUCUUAUUGGUUUGUUCAGGUUUUGGAUUUUUCAUGGUUCAAUCUUGGUAGGUUGUAUGUGUCGAAGAAUUUAUUUCCUCUAGAUUUUCCAAUUUAUUGGCAUACAGUUGCUCAUAGUAGCCACUAACGAUCCUUUGAAUUUCUGCAGUAUCAGUUGUAUUGUCUCCUUUUUCAUCUCUGAUUUCGUUUAUUUGGAUAUUCUCCUUUUUUUCUCAGGUAGCCUGGUAAAGGUUUGUCAAUUUUGUUUAUCUUUUCAAACAAUCAACAGGUGAUGAAGCCAGCCAAGCUGUGUUCUUUUCUUCAGAGUGGCAAGUUCCCCCAGGCCCUAGGUGGGUUCACAGAUGCUAUCCAGGAGCCAGGGACUGGAGUAAGAAAACCUUAGAAGUCUACCUGGUGUUCCAUUCUACUGGGGCUGAGCUGGCUCUCAAAUCACGAGACACAGUCCUUCCCACUCUUCCCUCCUUUUUCCACAGGUAGAGGAGAUCACCCUGUGGCCAUCAUGACCAUGGGUUCACAGGGAGUACUGUUAGCUAUCGCUGAUAUUCACUGAAAGCCCAAGGGCUCUUUAGUCAACUUGUGGUGAAUGCUACCAGGUCUGGGACUCACUCUUCAGGACAGUGGACUCCCCUCUGGCCCAGGACGGGUCCAGAAAUGCUGUCCAAGGGCCUACUUGGUGCUCUACCCCUGUGGCUAAGCUGGUAUCUGCAGUGCAAGACAAAGUCCCCUUUACUUUUCCCUCUGCUUUUCUCAAGCAGAAAGAGUCUCUGCCUGUACGCACCACAGCUGGGAUUGUGCUGAGUCUCACCUGAAGCCAGCGGAGUCUCACCCAAGACCCACGACAUAUUACCUGGGUAUCGUUGCUGAUUAUUCAGGGACCAAGGGCUCUUUAGUCAGCAGGUGAUAGAUCCUGCCAGGAUUGGGUCCUUCCCUUUAAGGCAGCAGUUUCUCUUCUGGCCCACAGUGUGUCUAGAAAUGUUGUCCAGGAGAUAGGGUCUGGAAUGGGUGUCUCAUGAGCCUGACCAGUGUGCUAUCCUACUGUGUCUGAGCUGACAUCCAAGAUGCAAGACAGAAGUCCUCUUUAGUCUUCUCUCUUCUCUCCUCAAGUGGAAGGAAGGGAUCCUUCUGGAGCUGAGAGUCACACUGUCUGGAGUUGGGGGAGGGGUGGUGCAAGCACUCUCUUAGUCGCCCCAGCUGGUAUCUCAGUAGGUCGUGUGCCCUCCAAGCCUCCUGGCUCUGAUCUCAGCUCAGCACUAGGACUUGCCUAGGAGUUUCAGUCCUUGUGGCCUAGAAUGCCUUUCAAGUUUAUUUAGAGCCCCAUAGCACUUCAGCUACAGUGGCAAGGCUUGCUGGAACUCAGGUUUCACCUGCUGAGAUGGACAACUUCCGUCUCACUAGGGCUGGUCCAAAUUCUGCCUCCAUCAGCAGGUAUAAGCUAGAUUCAGCGUGGUUUUGCUUACCGCUGUAACAGGGCAGUACUGAGUUCAAUGCAAAGUCUCACAAUUGCUGUGCCCUCCCUUCCCCAAGCACACAGAUUUCUCUGCACCGCGUGGUCACUGCUGGAGAAGGAGGAUGAUUCUUACUUUGACCCCCAGGCUGGAGUGCAGUGGCACGAUCUUGGUUCACCACAAUCUCGUCUCCAAGGCUCAGUUGAUUCUCCCACCUCAGCCUCCUGAGUAGCUGGGACCACAGCUUCAGCUGUGAGUUCAGCAUGGCGGCAAAUCAGUACCCCCUGGUGGUGGAACCAUCUUACCCAGACCUGGUCAUCAAUGUAGGAGAAGUGACUCUUGGAGAAGAAAACAGAAGAAGGCUGCAGAAAAUUCAGAGAGACCGAGAGAAGGAGAGAGUUACACGGGCUGCAUGUGCUUUAUUAAACUCAGGAGGAGGAGUGAUUCAGAUGGCCAAGAAGGUUGAGCAUCCUGUGGAGAUGGGACUGGAUUUAGAACAGUCUUUGAGAGACCUUAUUCAGUCUUCAGAUCUGCAGGCUUUCUUUGAGACCAAGCAACAAGGAAGGUGUUUUUACAUUUUUGUUAAAUCUUGGAGCAGUGGCCCUUUCCCUGAAGAUGGCUCUGUCGAGCCCCGCCUUUGCAGCAUCAGUUCUUCAUUACACCGUAGAUCUGAGACCUCUGUGCGUUCCAUGGACUCAAGAGAGGCAUUCAUUUUCCUGAAGACCAAGAAAAGGAAUGCAAAAAUCUUGGAAGAAGGACCUUUUCACAAAAUUCACAAGGGUAUACACCAAGAGCUCCCUAACUCGGAUCCUGCUGACCCAAUUUUCCAAAAAGACUAUCUUGAGUAUGGUGAAAUCCUGCCCUUUCCUGAGUCUCAAUUAGUAGAGUUUAAACAGUUCUCUACAAAACACAUCCAAGAAUAUGUAAAAAAUACAAUUUCAGAAUACGUCCCUGCAUUUGCAAACACUAAAGGAGGCUAUCUUUUUAUUGGAGUGGAUGAUAAGAGUAGGAAAGUCCUGGGAUGUGCAAAAGAAAAUGUUGACCCUGACUCUUUGAGAAGGAAAAUAGAAAAAGCAAUAUACAAACUACCUUGUGUUCAUUUUUGCCAACCCCAAUGCCCGAUAACCUUCGCACUCAAAAUUGUGGAUGUGUUAAAACGGGGAGAGCUCUAUGGCUAUGCUUGUAUGAUCAGAGUAAAGCCAUUCUGCUGUGCAGUGUUCUCAGAAGCUCCCAAUUCAUGGAUAGUGGAGGACAAGUACAUCUGCAGCCUGACAACCGAGAAAUGGGUAGGCAUGAUGACAGACACAGAUCCAGAUCUUCUACAGUUGUCUAAAGAUUUUGAAUGCCAGCUGAGUCUAUCUAGUGGGCCUCCCCUUAGCAGACCAGUGUACUCCAAGAAAGGCCUGGAACAUAAAAAGGAACUCCAGCAACUUUUAUUUUCAGUCCCACCAGAAUAUUUGCAAUAUACUCCAGAGUCACUCUGGAGGGACCUGACCUCAGAGCAUGAAGGACUAGAGGAGUUAAUACAUGAGCAAAUGCAACCUUUCUUUCGGGGAAUUUUGAUCUUCUCUAGAAGCUGGGCUGUGGACCUGAACUUGCAGGAGAAGCCAGGAGUCAUCUGUGAUGCUCUGCUGAUAGCACAGAACAGCACCCCCAUUCUCUACACCAUUCUCAGGGAGCAAGAUGCAGAGGGCCAGGACUACUGCACUCGCACCGCCUUAACUUUGAAGCAGAAGCUGGUGAACGUGGGGGGCUACACCGGGAAGGUGUGUGUCAGGGCCAAGGUCCUCUGCCUGAGUCCCGAGAGCAGCGCAGAGGCCUUGGAGGCUGCAGUGUCUCCGAUGGAUUACCCUGCGUCCUAUAGCCUUGCAGGCACCCAGCACAUGGAAGCCCUGCUGCAGUCCCUCGUGAUUGUCCUACUCGGCUUCAGGUCUCUCUUGAGUGACCAGCUCCACUGUGAGGUUUUAAAUCUGCUCACGGCCCAGCAGUAUGAGAUAUUCUCCAGAAGCCUCCGCAAAAACAGAGAAUUGUUUGUCCAUGGCUUACCUGGCUCAGGGAAGACCAUCAUGGCCAUGAAGAUCAUGGAGAAGAUCAGGAAUGUGUUUCACUGUGAGGAAAAGAGAAUUCUUUACGUUUGUGAAAACCAGCCUCUGAGGAACUUUAUCAGUCAUAAAAAUAUCUGCCAAGCAGAGACCCGGAAAACUUUCCUAAGAGAAAACUUUGAACACAUUCAACACAUCAUCAUUGACGAAGCUCAGAAUUUCCGUACGGAAGAUGGGGACUGGUAUGGGAAGGCAAAAACCAUCACUCGGAGAGCAAAGGAUGGCCCAGGAAUUCUCUGGAUCUUUCUGGACUACUUUCAGACCAGCCACUUGGAUUUCAGUGGCCUCCCCCCUCUCUCAGACCAGUAUCCAAGAGAAGAGCUCACCAGAAUAGUUCGCAAUGCAGAUCCAAUAGCCAAGUACUUACAAAAAGAAAUGCAAGUAAUUAGAAAUAAUCCUUCAUUUAACAUCCCCACUGGGUCCCUUGAAGUACUUCUUGAAGCCGAAUGGUCCCAGGGUGUUCAGGGAACCUUGCAAAUUAAGAAACACAUGACUGUGGAGCAAAUAAUGACCUAUGUGGCAGACACCUGCAGGUUUCUCUUUGAAAGGGGCUAUUCUCCAAAGGAUGUCGCCGUGCUUGUCAGCACUGCAAAAGAAGUGGAGCACUAUAAGUAUGAGCUCUUGAAAGCAAUGAGGAAGAAAAGGGUUGUGCAGCUCAGUGAUGCAUGUGAUAUGCUGGGUGAUCACAUUGUGUUGGACAGUGUCCGGCGAUUCUCAGGCCUGGAAAGGAACAUAGUGUUUGGGAUCCAUCCAAGGACAGCUGACCCAGCUAUCUUACCCAAUAUUCUGAUCUGUCUGGCUUCCAGGGCAAAACAACACCUGUAUAUUUUUCCGUGGGGUGGCCAUUAGGAAGAACUCCAAAUCAAAAUGCUAUGUAAAUGUCUAUGGGUGACAGUCUGCUGAUGGUAGAAACCUUUCUUUUUAGUUCACAAGUCAGUUAGAGAUUUGGACAGAGCUGACACAAAGAGUUUGGAGCUCCCCCAUUUCUGGCUCUCCUUUCAGGGGUUCCUCCCCCAACUCUUUUCAGCAGCGAUUGUUGCCCCCCAUUCUGAUUCCUGACUCUUCCAACCAGAAAGAUGGUGGUUUUCUAAAGGAACUGUAGCUGUCCUGCACAAUGCAGAUCUGUGGCUUGCACUCUGGGUAAAAGCCAUAAAAAUAAGAAACUCAGCCUGUGGCCUUUCUUUCUUCCGAGGCUGGGCUUCUUUUUUUAAGUGACUUCAUGUAGUUUGUUGCUUUUAAAAAUUUGUCCAGAAUCGUUUCCUGCAGAAGCAUGGUCUGUUAGGAGCUUACUGGCCAUAGCAGAAGCAAUUGUUUCCUGAAUUCUUGACAUUUAUCUUUGCUGUAUUCAUUUAGGGCUUGGGAGAGUCCCAAGAUAAUCCAGUCACUGUCAGAUUAAUAAUUUUGUCAGAACAAAGAAUACUGUUAUGAUUAUUUAAUCCUUUAAAAUUGUGAUCUCCAGAGCUUGUUCUCAGAAUGGCCCAGACCAAGCCUUAAUUGUGAUAGUGAAUAUUAAUGGUCACUUUAAAGAGAAAUUAUAGGCCACGAUGAAAUGAACAUAAACUGUUUGCCCUGGCUUUCAGUGGAAGAUGAUAUUAGAGACCAAAAUCUGGUUCUGAAGGUGUGUAUCAGCCCUAAGGUGAACCAAACUUGGGAAAGAUUGUCUUUAAAAAUCAAUGAGUGUAUGUUUUAACUUCUCAGCUUAGUUCUAUGCAUUGCUCUAUAACACACCUAGUUAAGUUUUAUGUUAUUCUUGAACUGUGAUUUUUUUUCUAUUUACUUUCAUGGUUUGGUGGGCCAUUGUUAUGGACUGAAUGUUUGUGUCCCACCCUUCACCCCCAAAUUCCCAUGUUGAAGCCCCAACCUGCAGUGUGGAGCUGGGGCUGUUAAGGAAGUAAUUAAGGUUACAUGAAGUCAUGGUGGGGCUCUGAUCUGCUAAGAUUGGUGUCCUUAUAGGGAGAGACACCAGAGAGCUUGUUCCCUCCCUCCUUGUGCAUGCAAACAAGAGGGCAUGGGAGCACACAGAGAGAUGGCAGCCACCUACAAGCCAAGAGAAGCCUCACAGUGAAACUCUAGCUGCUGGCGAGAGUCUUGGACUCUGUCUUGGACUUCCAGCCUCCAGACUGUGAGAAACCAAUUUCUGUUGCUUCAGCUGCUCAGUCUCUGGUGUUUUGUUAUUGCAGCCUGAGAACACAGCUGUAUGAUUAUUUGUCAAACAGAAAACACUGACACUUAACAAUGCUAAUGUAAUUAUUUAUUUGCUUUUCAGUCUCUAUAAAACAUUCUAAAACACUAAUCUAAAUACUAACAAUAAAAUAUUUGCAUAACUAAUGGAAACUAAGAAAUCAUAUGCCCAACAUUUCACUUAUUAGUAAUCUUACUCUACUGAUUUCCCCCCAGACUGUGAGUUUUGGACUUCCCUGCCUUUCUCCUGUCUUUCUGUGUUUAUUCAUAGAAUUCCAGUUAUCUAGGCUUGAAAUUGUAGGCUCUCCUAACUUAAGCAAAAUCUGACAGAUCAGCAAAACGAGAAAAAUGUUUCUUUUUUCUUUCUGACUGCAUUAAAUCAGAUACAACUCAGCAUUAAAAAGCUGUCUCCGUAAAUGUUGUUCCUAAUAAAUUAGUCUUAUAAGAUCCCUGGA